Molecule: messenger RNA, 6679 nt
Organism: Danio aesculapii
Lineage: Eukaryota; Metazoa; Chordata; Actinopteri; Cypriniformes; Danionidae
Gene: ptpn9a
Product: protein tyrosine phosphatase non-receptor type 9a
Exons: 13
Coding region: 502-2217 (571 amino acids)
Biological process (GO): protein dephosphorylation
Molecular function (GO): protein tyrosine phosphatase activity
Source: RefSeq, a predicted model, not a curated record
UAGGGGGAGCGUCAUCUUUCAUCUUUCACUGCUGCUGCUUUUUAGGAGAGUCCGAUCUUCAUUCGCGUUCUCACAUUAUCACGUCUUUAAUCGGCGUCCGAAUGAUGCGGAAAUGAUCGUUUAAUAUUACUUUACAUCUCCAAACAAACUAACAAGCCUCCGACGAGAUUCAACGGAGCACGGUGAUGAAAUUCUCCCUUCGUCACGCAGUCGGACGGACCGAAGCUCUGCUGGAAAGCCAUUAGUGUUUAUGAGUGUAAAUAUAUUAUAUCAUAGACUGUAAAAACCAGGAGCUAAUUAUGAACGCGCCGCUCGUGCCGUGUUGAAGUGGCGGCCGCGCGCGCUCUCUGUUGGGCUGAAAACAGCGCGAGUCCUGCUUCUGUUGUUAGCCUGAACACUGCUAACGGGCCUAAAAGAGCCCGGUGUGAUCUCUGCAGUCCGGUUGAACAGCUGUCCGAGCUCCAGGAAGGUCUUCCAGCGGUGCAGAGCGCCGGAGAGUGGAUGAUGGCCGACCGCCUGAGCGCUGAGGAGGAGCAGGCCACAAAGCAGUUUUUGGAGGAGAUCAACAAAUGGACAUCUCAGCAUGGCGUGUCUCCGCUGUCCUGGGACGUGGCCGUAAAGUUUCUGAUGGCACGCAAGUUUGAUGUGCUGCGAGCAAUCGAGCUUUUCCACAGUUACAGGGAGACUCGUCUUAGGGAAGGCAUCGUCAAACUGCAACCACACAAAGAGCCGCUUCGCUCUGAGCUGCUGAGCGGAAAAUUCACUGUGUUGGGUGUCCGGGACCCGUCAGGAGCCUCCAUCGCCCUCUAUACGGCUAAACUGCACCAUCCCAGCAAAACCGGAAACCAUGUGGUUCUUCAGGCCCUUUUCUACCUGCUGGACCGAGCUGUGGAGAGCUUUGAGACUCAGAGAAAUGGACUGGUCUUCAUCUAUGACAUGGCUGGAUCCAACUACACUAACUUUGAGCUGGACCUCAGCAAAAAGAUCCUUAAUUUGCUCAAGGGUGCGUUUCCCGCACGGCUGAAGAAAGUGCUCAUCGUCGGAGCUCCUGUGUGGUUCAGGGUCCCGUAUAACUUACUGAGUCUGUUACUGAAAGAGAAACUCAGAGAACGGGUUCAAAUGGUGAAGAUGGCCGACCUGCGACAGCAUCUGCCCAGAGAUUGUUUGCCUGAACACCUGGGCGGCUGUUUGCCUCUGGACGUCCACAACUGGAACCUGCAGCUGCUGUCGGAGCAGAACGGACGUGUGGAUCCUGUGGAUGAGCUGGUGGGGAUCCCGCUGGAGAACACGUCCAUACACACUCCUGGAGCUGAAGCCAUGAGUCUGGCUGAACUCAUGGCACACCUGAAUCGCGCUCAGCGCAGCGGGAUAUACCUGGAGUAUGAGGAGCUCCGGAGAGAGCAGCCACCGGGAACUUUCACCUGCGCACUGGCUGCUCACAACCAGGAGCGCAAUCGCUAUGGUGACGUUCUGUGUCUGGAUCAGACUCGGGUGCGACUCAAAGCCAGGAGAAAUGAGAGAUCAGACUACAUAAACGCCAGCUUCAUGGAUGGAUACAAACAGAAAAAUGCAUAUAUUGGGACUCAGGGUCCUUUGGAGAAAACCUAUGGAGAUUUCUGGAGAAUGGUUUGGGAACAAAAUGUGCUUGUCAUUGUCAUGACAACAAGGACGGAUGAAGGGGGUCGCCGGAAAUGUGGACAGUACUGGCCUCAAGAGGAGGGCGGUCAGGAGGUGUACGGAUACAUCGCUGUGGUCAAUCACAGAGUGGACAACCACGCCCAUUACAACCAGACCACACUGGAGCUGCACAACACUGAGACGUUUGAGCAGAGACAGGUGACUCAUUUCCAGUUCCUCAGCUGGCCUGAUUAUGGGGUCCCGUCCUCCGCAGUGUCUCUGAUCGACUUCCUGGGGGCCGUGAAGCACCAGCAGCAGUGGGCCGUCCAAGCGUUUGGCACACAGUGGAGAGGGCAUCCGCUCGGCCCGCCAAUGGUGGUCCACUGCAGCGCUGGCAUCGGCAGGACUGGGACAUUCUGUGCCCUGGACAUCUGUCUGUCGCAGCUGCAGGACGUUGGGACGCUUAACAUUUGCCAGACGGUCCGGCGAAUGAGAACACAGCGUGCCUUCAGCAUCCAAACACCCGAGCAGUACUACUUCUGCCACGCCGCCAUCCUCGAGCACGCUCAGAGACAGGGCCUGCUCUCAGCCAAUCAGUGAGCAGCACGGCCCACUCGUAGCCAAUCAGAGACCGCACAGGACUGAUUUCGACCAAUCAGUAAGAAGCAAGGCCUGCCGUCAUCCAAUCAUAAGUCAGGGCUCGAUCACGACUCUUAGACUGGAUCAAAAUCGCUGGGUUUUUGAUUAAAACGCCACUAAUGGGCGGUGGGGUCUAAAUGUUUAAUGAUCCAAUUGUAGUGUACUGUAUGCAAUGUUGUGCUGCAUUUCCUGCCAUUUAUUUUGAUACGUUUUGUCCAUGUGACACUUCGGAUCAGAUUCAGGACAAAGAUUGGACAUUUCUGAGGUUAUUUUGAACACUGUGCGGGUUUUAAUUUCACGACACCUCCAUACUCAAGUUCAUAAUUUGUCCUAAAAUACAAAUUACAUCUGUUUAGUCACCCUCAUGCUGUUUUAAAUACAUUUUCUUCUUUUUUUUCCAAUCGCAAGUGCUCUUACAUGAAAGUAAAUGGUGGUUGUCAAGCUCCAAGAAGUACAAAAUAAAAGUAGCAGCUUAAAUUAAGCCUUUUUAUUGGCUUGUUUGGAGCUUGACAAUAUCUGUGUUCUAUAGUUGUUUUCUUUUACUUGUUUCCUCGCCGUUGGGAAUUAGAAACGCAUACACUACCUGACAAAAGUCUUGAUCCCAGUUGAAAGAGCAACAAAUAAUAACUUGACUUCUAGUUGAUCGUUUGGAAAAGUGGCAGAAGGUCUAUUUUUCUGAUGAAUCAUCUGUUGAACUGCAUCCCAAUCAUCCAAGAUUCUCAUAGAAAUCAGUCAAGUUUGGUGAAGGAAAAAUCAUGGUUUAGGGUUACAUUCAGUUUUGGGACGUGCGAGAGAUCUGCAGAGUGAAUGGCAACAUCAACAGCCUGAGGUAUCAAGACAUUUGUGCUGCCCAUUACAUUACAAACCACAGGAGAGGGCAAAUUCUUCAGCAGGAUAGCACUCCUCAUACUUCAGCCUCCACAUUAAGGUUCCUGAAAGCAAAGAAGCUCAAGGUGCUCCAGGAUUGGCUAGCCCAGUUACCAGACAUGAACUUUAUUGAGCAUGUCUGGCGUAAGAUGGAGGAGGAGGCAUUGAAGAUGAAUCCAAAGAAUCUUGAUGAACUCUGGGAGUCCUGCAAGAACGCUUUCUUUGUCAUUCCAGAUGACUUUAUUAAUAAGUGAUUUGAGUCACUGCAGAGAUGUAUGGAUGCAGUCCUCCAAGCUCAUGAUGGAGUCAGACACAAUAUUCAUUCUUGACUUAUACUCCAUACUGUACAUUAUUUCUGUUAAGUGACAAGACUUUUGUUUAAGCAAAGUCAGACCUUACUGUCCUAAUUAAAUCAUUAAGAAUCAAGGCAUGAUCAUAUUUAUUUUAGUAAAAUACCUCUAGCGUAAUCUAGAGGCCUUUGCCUUUCAUAUAAGCCACUUCUGAUACCAAAUGAUCAACUAGAAGUCAAGUUAUUAUUUGUUCUUCCUAAAACUUGGAUAGGCGACAAGACUUUUGUCAGGUAGCUUAUGAGAAAUAAAUCGAAAUUGAGUCUAAGCUGAAGGAAAACGCAUGAAUGAAUGAAGGUACAAUUGUGAAAUUGUGUAAACUUAAUAUUUUACUCUGAAUUUUAUUUUUAAAACAGUUUUAAAAACACAAUUCUGACUUCUUCAGAGUUUAUUUCCCACAAUUCAGCAUCAGAAUAGUCGGAAAACCACAAUUGCGACUUGAACUCAGAAAUAAGAGUCAGAAAUAAAAGAUUUACUUCAAAAUUCAGGAGAAAAUUAUUGAAAAUGCCUCAAAUUUCGCAAAACAAAUUCAUAAAUAUGAGAUGUAAAUCUAAAUAACUUUUAAAAAUACUGAAAAGUCAGCUUUGAAAUGACAUGACGGUGACUAAAGCCUGUUUCACAGAACCUGUGAGCAGAGUGUGAUCAGUGCGUGUGUUUUUCGGCGUCUAUGUUAACAGAUUAGAGCUUUCAUAGCGUCAGCGUGAGGCGCAAGCGUCGCUUAAGCAGCAGUGCUGCGAUAGUUUUGCCGCUGGGACUAUUUUUGCCGCGCUGUUGACGCUCAAUUAAAGUGACAGUGCAUUGAUAAUGACCAAAAACAGUAAAAAUUUGCAAUUUUACCCAACAAAUGCGUCAAUAAUAUCCACUGAUUUUUAUAGUCAAUCAAAUUAAACGAUUAAAAACGGCAACAAAUAUUUAUUUGGGCCCGAAUUACAAAACCAAAUUUAAAACAAUUUUAGUAUUAGUUUUGCUUAAGUUGCACACUAGUUUGAUCAUGUAUAAAUAUCAUUAUAACCAGUGGUGUAGUCCUUGCUAUACGCACGUAUACUCAGUAUGCUUACUUUUUUCCACGAGCUGUUUCGGUAUUACCACUUCUGAGGAUCAAUAAUUGCAUAUACCCUCGGUAUACUCCCUCGUUUUUCUGAUUAAACUUCCCUAAUUACGUUUAUUCAUGUCCCCUUUAACUAUAUACCACAUGGGUUUUUUAAUUCGCAUCCUAAUUUGUUGCCACUGGUGCAAUUUUGUUUUGUUCAACUUGCGCCAUUCCCCGCCCCGACAACCACAGCAGCUGUGAGGACACUAAUAGCAAAACACAAAUCAUUAAAUAGGAUUAGACUAUUAGCAUCUCCCUUUAAAAUGAACAAUUUUUAUUUAAUUAUUUAUUUUUUUAAUAAAUAGUUUUCCCCAAAAAUGAAAAUUUACUCAACUUUUACUUGUUCCAAACCGCUUUGGCUUUUUUUCCUUCUGUUGAACACAAAAUAAGAUAUUUUGAAGAAAGCUGGAAACCUGUAACCAUUGACUUACAUUGACAAAGUAUUUGCUUUUCCUUUCCUUUUGUGUAAGUUAAUAGUUACAGGUAACUGAUGUAAAAAAAGGAAUAAAAAUAAAUAAAUAUAUAUAUAUAAAGAGAGAGAGAGAGAGCGAGAGAGAGAGAGAGAGAGCUAAUGAAUCAAAGAAACAUUGGCUUUCAUCAUUUCUUUGCCUACUUAAUUUAAAAUUUGGGUCGGGUGUAAUAGUACACCACCUUUUUUUUUUAGGACUACACCACUGAUUAUAACUAUAUAUUGUAUAAAUAUUAUUAUAGCUAUAGGCCUAUAUCAUCCUGACAACCAAAAACAAAAUGACAUGAUAUCACAGGCGAUUGUCUUCUGACCGAGUGCUCCUGAAAAGACAUGAAUGACACUCCUCAGAGCGUGAGAAGCCUACAGUUCUUAACCUUAUCUUAUAUCAUCAUUUGUAAAAUAAAGACUUGCAGGUUAAGGAAACAGCAUAGGAGGAAGUUGCCGCGGGCCUUAAUGCAGAUGAAAAGUUUAUAAAAAAGUGUAUAGAUAGAUAGAUAGAUAGAUAGAUAGAUAGGUAACUAGAUAGAAUAGACAGAGGUAGAUUGAACGUGCAGCAGCAGCCGAUGAGCUUCUGCUCUCCAUACACGCUGCUCACGUGCUGCUCACGCACUGCUUGCGCUUGCAGUGUGAAACAGGCGUAAAUAACAUUCGAAUCAAUUAAUUUUUAGGCCUAUAAUACUAUUCACCUAAUAACUCUUAUUAUUUCUUUCCUCACGUGCUCCCGUUCAGCUCAAACAUUUGAGAUUUACACUCCUAUUCCAGCCAUGUGGACACAGUCAUUGCGCACUAGAGGAUAUUAUAUAUUUGCUGGAACUGAAUGCACAUCUAUUGUCUAAAUUCUGCCUGUAUUAUGUGUGUGUGUGUGUGUGUGUGUGUGUGUGUGUGUACUUUCAGGUAUGUCUCUGUAAGUUGUUAACUUUUUUGCAGUUUCAUUUGAGGAAGAUGAUUAUGGUAUAGGCAGCCAGAAUGAGGGAAAAAAAGGCUUCGCACAUCAACUUGGCUGGAUUGGUAAACCUCUAUAAUUACUCUACUGAUAUCGUGUGUUUAGUGUGGUGUAAAUGGGAAAUGCCAAACAUUUACACUUUGUAAUAAUUCCGUCUGUUAAUAUUGUACUAAUAAUAGCACCUGAAAGCUCCUGUAAAGUGCAGUUAGAGUCGCGUUUUUAUUUGGUUUGCGGGUUGAAAGCUACUGAAUUCAUAUUGAAUCUUGUAGUGAAGCGUGUGUAAACACUCCCGAUGAUUCCAGGAUCCUGCUUCUGCACAAAAUGUGACCGGUUGUAUUUUUUUAUAUUAUACUCACGCUUCAUGUCCUUACUUAUUACUCGCAAAUACACAUAUAUAUAUAAAUAUAAAUAUACAUAAAUUAUAUUUUCUUUUAUAUCUGAUUUUAUCUUGUUUCUUACAUCAAUGAGGGGGAAAACUAACCUGUAAUGCUCACGCUUGUGAUUAUUAAGACGUUCGCAGCAGUUCUGUUAGUGCUAAAGUGCUUAUCUCUGCCUUACUCUACAUGUGCAUUUAGACUGAGCGAAAUGUUUAUGUGAAAAGACUGUCUUGGUGUCCCGUCGAGCUCUCAGAAAGCGAGCUGUUCAAACUGCAAUGUCAUUUGAGCAAAACCAAAUCACAAUGAUGUGUAUUAAAUGGAUGAACUAUA